Molecule: messenger RNA, 871 nt
Organism: Rotaria socialis
Lineage: Eukaryota; Metazoa; Rotifera; Eurotatoria; Philodinida; Philodinidae
Source: the annotation of a GenBank genome assembly
AUGGCUUCUUCUGAUGAGAAUGAUGACUCUCAAAAUGAAUAUAUGAUGGAUGAAUCGGAGGCACAUCGUUUAUUGGAACGCCACAGUCAUAUGGACGUGUUCAAGAAAGUUCAAGAAGCUCAAGUUACCUAUGGAGAUAAAAGUAACAAGGUACCACAAAGAAUGUACUUACAACCAAUUGGUAAAAUACCCAAUUACCAAAAAUUGCCCAACUCAAGUCAAUUUGAUUCUGAAAUCGUGGAACUAUAUCUUGAAGGCGCAAUACUUUAUCAAGAUGCUACUGAACUCUGGGAAAAACGGCAUGAAUAUGCAGUAAUCGAAGAUGAUUUUGGAUUAUCACUUGAAAAAUUGUUAAAUAAUGGUGUAAAAGUGUCGUUGAGUAAUCUGAAAAGUGCUGUUGCACAAUACGACAAAGAUCCAGAAGAUUUAGAUAUGCACGAUAAAAAGAGUAAAGAUACAUUUCGAUAUUUCACGCAAAGAGGAGUUGGACGCGAUGACGCACAGGCAUUUGCAUUGGCUAUCGCAUUUUAUACUGGUAAAUACUCCGCGCCGAUGAGUAUGGCAGCAAAUAUCGUCGCUCGGCAAAGUAAACAUGCUGCCUUAAUGGCAUCAAAAGAUUUAACUAAUGUUGGUGAUAAUGCAGCCAUGAUUAUGUAUUAUCUAAUUAAAGGUUUAUCAUAUAUCGAUUACUACUGGGGAAUAGUGUACCGAUGUAUAGAUCUCACGGAACAAGAUCUCAACGAUUAUAAACCUGGUGAAAUUGUUACAUGGUUGCAAUUUAGUAGCGCUGACAAAAGAGAGAAAGGUUCAACUUGGUUUACCAAACGUAAUACAAUUAUGACCAUCUUUUCAUUGACUGGUCGAAGCAUAA